AUGGCUACCGCGGGAGCCGCAGCGCCGUCGGCGUCACUGUACGUGGGCGAUCUGGACAAGGAGGUGACGGAGGCGCAGCUGUACGAGCUCUUCAGCCAGGUCGGCCCUGUCGCGUCCAUCCGCGUCUGCCGCGAUGCCGUCACGCGCCGCUCGCUCGGCUACGCCUACGUCAACUACAACAGCGCUGUCGACGAGCAUGCAGCGGAGCGCGCAAUGGAGGCGCUGAACUACCGCGAGGUGAACGGGCGGCCCAUCCGCAUCAUGUGGUCCCACCGCGACCCCAGCCACCGCCGCAGCGGCGUCGGGAACAUCUUCAUCAAGAACCUGGACGAGUCGAUUGACCACAAGGCGCUGCACGACACGUUCAGCGCGUUCGGCCCCAUCUGGUCGUGCAAGAUCGCCGUCACGCCCGAGGGCAAGAGCAAGGGGUACGGCUUCGUGCACUUCGAGACGGAGGAGGCGGCCAACCUGGCGAUUGAGAAGGUCAACGGCAUGCUCGUCGAGGGCAAGAAAGUCUUCGUGGGCAAGUUCCUGAAACGCGGAGAGAGGGACACGGAGGGGCAGCAGGCGCGCUUCACCAACGUGUUUGUCCGAAACCUGCCUGCGGACGUCACAGAGGAGCAGCUCGCUGCCCGCUUUUCUGAAAUCGGCCCCAUCACCAAUGCAGUUGUGAUGCGCGAUGACGCGGGGGUUUCCAAGGGCUUUGGGUUUGUCAACUUCCAGGACCCGGCCAGCGCGCAGGAGGCUGUGGAAAAGCUCAACAACGCUCAAUUCGGCUCGAAGGCGAUUCUGGUGGCACGAGCACAGAAGAAGUCAGAGAGAGAGCAGAUGCUGCGGAGCCAGUACGAGGAGAAGAAGAUGGAGCGCCUGCAGCGCUUCCAGACCACCAAUCUGUAUGUGAAGAACCUCGAGGAGGCAGUGGACGACGAGAGGCUCAAGGCCGAGUUUGCCGGGUUUGGGACGAUCACAUCGGCUAAGGUGAUGCGCGACGACAAGGGCACCAGCCGGGGCUUUGGGUUCGUGUGCUUCUCCAACACUGAUGAGGCCAGCCGCGCCAUCAUGGAGGCCAAUGGUCGUCUGGUGAACGGGCGUCCCCUCUACGUGGCGCUAGCGCAGCGCAAGGAGGUGCGCCAGGCGCAGCUGCAGCAGCAGUUCGCGCUCAGGGGCGCGCUCCCCCCGGGCGUCCUCCCCCCAGGCGCAGCCCUCCCCCCAGGCGCAGUUCUCCCCCCCAACGCUGCUGCUGCUGCUGCCGCCGCCGCUGCUGCCGCUGCUGCUGGGGGACCUAUCCCUGGGGUGGCAGGGGGGCCGGGGGGGAUUCCGCCUGGUGCGCCCAUGUUUCCCCCUGAUGAUGGGGAGGGGCGCGUGGAGGGGGCCCAUGCCGAGAGGAGGGUUCCAACCCAUGCCCAACUACAAUGCGUCCAUUGGUCCACGCCAGCGCCAGGGGCGGGGGCGACCACAGCAGGGGCAGCAGCCACAGCAGGUGAGGGGAACGGGGAGAUGGGGGAAUGA
Molecule: messenger RNA, 1509 nt
Organism: Closterium sp. Yama58-4
Lineage: Eukaryota; Viridiplantae; Streptophyta; Zygnematophyceae; Desmidiales; Closteriaceae
Source: the annotation of a GenBank genome assembly